Scutellospora calospora is the source of this 312-nucleotide messenger RNA. Lineage: Eukaryota; Fungi; Glomeromycota; Glomeromycetes; Diversisporales; Gigasporaceae. The record is from the annotation of a GenBank genome assembly.
AUGACCAAAACAACAGAUGUACGUAUUAUGUCAACAAAUGAAUCUCAUCUUAAAACAUUUGCAAAUACCUUGAAACCUAUCUCAAGCCCACUAGAGGAAAAAACUAUAUCAGCUUCUUCUUCUUCAACUCAAGAAAUAUGUACAGAUAAAUAUCCUAAAAACUCUUCUACAGAAGAGCAACAGGAUACCUCUAGAACUAAUGAGAGUAAUAAUACUCAAACUAGCAUACCAAAAAGAACAAAGAAUAUAAUUUUAAAUACUGAAGAUACAAACAUGACAGACAAUACUACCUCUAACAAAGAAACAGCUUAA